Molecule: messenger RNA, 3089 nt
Organism: Rhinolophus ferrumequinum (greater horseshoe bat)
Lineage: Eukaryota; Metazoa; Chordata; Mammalia; Chiroptera; Rhinolophidae
Gene: LCTL
Product: lactase like
Exons: 14
Coding region: 157-1860 (567 amino acids)
Biological process (GO): carbohydrate metabolic process
Molecular function (GO): beta-glucosidase activity
Source: RefSeq, a predicted model, not a curated record
CACGCCCCCAACCAGAACCUUCGGCUGGACUGUGGGCUCCGCUCUCAGGGGGCAGCACAAGCCCUGGCUGUCAGUCUGAGAACCCUCUGGCCACCAGCAGCUGCUCUGGGGAGUCUGGGACCAAGGACAAUUAGGAAUAGGGGAGGGCCGGGCGCCAUGAAGCCAGUGCCGGCUGUCACCCUUUGGUGGGUGCUACUGCUGGUACCCAGGCUGGGGGCCACCAGGACGGGAUCCCCAGAAGAGGCCUCCUUCUACUACGGAACCUUCCCACUUGGCUUCUCCUGGGGCGUGGGCAGUUCUGCCUUCCAGACGGAGGGCGCCUGGGACCAGGAUGGGAAAGGGGCCAGCAUCUGGGACGCCUUCACGCACAGUGGGAAGGGGAAGGUGCUCGGGGACGAAACAGCAGAUGUGGCCUGUGAUGGCUACUACAAGGUCCAGGAGGACAUCCUUCUGCUGAGGGAGCUGCACGUGAACCACUACCGAUUCUCCCUGUCUUGGCCUCGGAUCCUACCCACUGGCAUCCGAGCUGACCAAGUGAACCAGGAGGGAAUCAAAUUCUACAGCGACUUCAUCGAUGCCCUUCUGGGGAACAACGUCACCCCCAUUGUGACCUUGUACCACUGGGAUCUCCCACAGCUGCUCCAAGUCGAGUACGGCGGCUGGCAGAACAUAAGCAUGACCAAGUACUUCACUGAUUAUGCCAAUCUGUGCUUUGAGGUCUUUGGGGACCGGGUGAAGCACUGGGUCACUUUCAGUGAUCCUCGGAAAAUGGCAGAAAAAGGCUAUGAGACGGGUCACCAUGCCCCAGGCCUGAAGCUCCACGGCACGGGUCUGUACAAAGCGGCACACCACAUCAUUAAGGCCCAUGCCCAAGCCUGGCAUUCUUACCACCACACAUGGCGCAGCAAGCAGCAAGGGCUUGUGGGGAUUUCAUUAAACUGCGAUUGGGGAGAACCUGUGGACAUUAGUAACCCCAAGGACGUAGAAGCUGCUGAGAGAUACCUGCAGUUCUGCCUGGGCUGGUUUGCCAACCCCAUUUAUGCUGGUGACUACCCCCAAGUUAUGAAGGAGCAUAUCGGAAGAAAGAGUGCAGAGCAAGGCCUGGAUGUGUCAAGGUUACCGGAGUUCUCACUCCAGGAAAAGAGCUACAUUAAAGGCACAUCUGAUUUCUUGGGAUUGGGUCAUUUUACGACUCGGUACAUCACCGCAAAGAACUACCCCUCCCGCCAGGGUCCCAGCUACCAGAACGAUCGUGACUUAAUAGAACUGGUUGACCCAAACUGGCCUGAUCUGGGGUCUACGUGGCUAUAUUCUGUGCCCUGGGGAUUCAGGAGGCUCCUUAACUUUGCCCAGACUCAAUAUGGUGAUCCUCCCAUGUAUGUGAUGGAAAAUGGAGCAUCUCAAAAAUUACACAGCACUCAUUUAUGUGACAAGUGGAGAAUCCAAUACCUCAAAGGAUAUAUAAAUGAAAUGCUAAAAGCUAUAAAAGAUGGAGCUCACAUAAAAGGGUACACUUCCUGGUCUCUGUUGGAUAAGUUUGAAUGGGAGAAUGGAUACUCAGAUAGAUAUGGAUUCUACUAUGUCAAAUUUAACAACAGAAAUAAGCCACGCUAUCCAAAGGCUUCGGUUCAUUACUAUAAGAAGAUUAUAACUGCCAAUGGGUUUCCCAAUCCAAGAGAGGUGAAAAGUUGGUACUUCAAAGCCUUGGAAACUUGCUCUAUCAACAACCAGAUGCUUGCUGCAGAGCCUUUGCUAAGUCACAUGCAGAUGGCGACGGAGAUCGUGGUACCUACAGUCUGUACCCUCUGUGUACUAAUCGCUGCGCUUCUCCUAAUGCUCCUCCUGCAAAGACAGCGCUGAGACAGGGUUACAUUCUGCAGCUUCACCUUGCAGAGAAAAUCUUCUGGAUCUUCUUCCUUUUUUGGCUUCGAAGAGUUACAUACAUUUCUGUUUUCAGGAUCUGUAAUAAUUACUUUUUCUUCUUUCUUUUUGGGGCUGAUGCUGGGAUUUAAGAGUUAGAAAAUAAAAAUAAGCAUUUAAUAAAUAAAAUAAAAUUCACCUGUCAUCUCACCCCUCUCAAAGUCAAACUUAUUUUACUGUAUAUUAUGCACCUGUUUUCAGUUGGCAAAAGGGCUCAUAGUGUACAGAUUGUUUUAUGACUGGAUUGCUUUCAUUUUUAAAUCUGUCCUGAAACAUAACAUUAAUGUAGAAAUGAAUGCCAUCUCAGCACUGUCCUACAAAUGAUGGAUAGAGUUGAUUAUCUAAGAUAACAAUCCUUUCAGGCUGUAAAUCCUAUCAGGCAACCAGGGAAAAGCAUUAGGUGGGGACCAAACAAAUGAGCAUAUACACUUUUCUAAAUUCAAUUCGCUUCACUCAAUGAAACAUCUCUAAGAAAUAUUAUAUAUUUAAUUUGUGUAUCUUUUCUUUAACUAGAUAUUUUGUUUUUUAAAAUAAGGGUUCAUUUUAUUCUUAACUAUGCUAAAAUUAACUAAUAUCCAUUUGGGAACAAAACACGGCUUAAGAAAGAAUAAUAUCAGGCAUUUUACUUAUCUGAUUCUAUUUAAUGUUGUUUCUGAAACACAAAAACAGUAACAUAAUAGAAAAUGCCAGUACAUUAAACCUUUGGUUAAUACCAUUUCAAAUUAAACAUUUUAAAAAUCGUAUUUACAUCGGGGGGAUUUAGUCCUACAAUGCGGCUGGGGUAAAACUGCUUUUAAUUAACCUUCGCUUUCAAUGUCAAACUGAUACUAUGACUGUUCAGGGUUUCCCCCUUCCAUCAAUGUUUUUGAAAUCAAACUCUCUUUCUACUCUAUAUAUCCAGAUGUAAAGUACAAAGAUACUACCACACACAAAACAAUGUUUUUGUUUCUCUGGUUUUAGGAUUAAACUAACCUAUUUAGUUGACUACAGAAGGUAGAAAGGAAAUUAAAGACUUGCACCGCUCAGUAACAUCUGGUCAGCUUCGAUGGGCUUACUGAUAAGUAAUCCAUAUUCCUAAUGUAUUAAGUCGGCAUUUCUGUUGUAGAAAGAACUAAAACUUAAGGUACUUAACACAUUACAAAGUAUUCAAAGAGAACAAAAUGUGAACA